Molecule: messenger RNA, 1194 nt
Organism: Solanum dulcamara
Lineage: Eukaryota; Viridiplantae; Streptophyta; Magnoliopsida; Solanales; Solanaceae
Exons: 4
Coding region: 1-1110 (369 amino acids)
Biological process (GO): negative regulation of catalytic activity
Molecular function (GO): enzyme inhibitor activity
Source: RefSeq, a predicted model, not a curated record
AUGGGGAUGCCGGACGGCAUGCCGCCGAUGCCUAUACCUGAGAAACAGAUCCCCCUCCCUGUAACAAGUAUUCCUGAAGAAAUCAAAAUCCCUAGAUUGAAUUUCGCCAAUGCUGUUCAAAUCUGGCCGAAUCAAAAUCUACAUCCGAAGCUCAAUCGACAUGGAAACCCAGAGGUCAAAGCUAGAUACUCCACCCAUAAUGUUAUGCCUGCAGUUAUCUUCAAGAUUAACAACCAAGAGGUUGUUGAAAACAGUAAAUCAGAGGAGCGACAAGCAGAGGAACGAAAUGGUGAUGUUGAAAGGAAAAAUGAAGAGAUAAAAGGCAUACAACUGAUUGUGGACUUGAAUUCUGAGAUUAACAAAUCUUUUGCUGAAAUAGAAGGUGCAUCUGAUGAUGAGGUUGCAGAUAGUUUGAUAGAGUCUCUUCCUCCUAGCCUAGAAACAUCAAUGAUGAAGGCCAUACGAUUCUUCCUCUAUAAAUACACAUUUACAUCUUCUCUCUUUAUUGAUCCCAACGAGAAACUGGAGGCGUCUAUUAGUAAAACCUUGAUUUCCCCCCUUUUGGCAAUUGUUUUAUUCAUCUCACAAACACAGGCGCUGGCUACAGACUCCUCUGCGUACACAAACUUCAUCAAAACCAAAUGCAACAUCACCGCAUACCCUUCACUUUGUGUGAAGACACUAAUGCCUUAUGCUUCUUCCGUGAAAACCAACUCCACGAAACUUUGCCAAGAAGCCCUUAAAGUAGCCAUAAAAGGGGCACGCAGCGCCUCUGUCAUUGUAUCGAAUCUGUUAAAACAGAAGGGACUUUCCCAAUAUGAAGCCAUGGCUACUAAAAUCUGUGUUGCAAGCGUGAAGACUACAGUAUACCAAUUCAAACAGAGUGUUAAGGCAAUAGGAGAUAUGACUGGUGAUGAAGAUGAAUAUCAGUUGUUUUACGCUAUAUCGUACGCAAGUUCUGCAAUAAGAAACACAGAAUCAUUCAUCGAUGAGUUCUCCAACUGGACGGAACAAAAGAUAAAUCCGAAUGUGAAGAAGGUGAUAGAUAGUAGCAUGGCAGUUAUUAAUUCACUCGGCAGCGUUGCCUUGUCACUCAUUAGCAAUCUUUAAUUUAUGAGUUAUUUUUUGCUUCAUAGACUAGAUCCAUAGAUUUGUUGGAAUUAAUUAAUGCACAUGAGUUUCCUUUUUAAUCUU